GCUGUUUAUUCAUGAGUGAUUGACAUCAUGUGUUAACAGUGAAUGCCUUAAUUAUAAUCAUGUGUUGUUGUUCAUCAUUGAAUUGUGUAUAUAUCUGCAUGUGCAUUGUAUGUCACAUACUGACCACCCCCUAUCCACUACAGAUAAUCGAUGAGCUCAACAAGAGGGUGUACGUGAUGGUAGACCUGAGACACCUACACUGACGACACGCUACGCUACUGAUCCGUGAUUUUCAUGUAACCUUCGCAAGGCCACAACCACAUGCACCUACACUGACAACACCCUACAUUGCACUGAUGUGAGCAGUCAUAUGCAGUAUAUGCUCAUCCCAACUUGUUGUGGGGAGGAUAUGAGUUAAUGUCCGACUUUGAGCUGCACAACCUCUGCACACAGUACAAGGUGAUGAGCUCAACAUAAGGAUAGACGUGAUGGUAGACCUUCGCAAGGCCACCAACCAUCCCCUACUUCUGAGACACCACUAUAUACACUGAACACCCUACAUUGCAUGAUGAAGGCCAGGGUCCUGUUACAGAGAUGCAUGCUCCCAACCUCGAGUGGGAGGAUAUGAGUGAUCUGUCCAACUUUGAGCUGCAUAUAACCUCUGAACACAACAAGAUGCUAAGAGGAGACUCAUGCUCACGGGGACUCCACUACAGAACAACCUGCUGGAGCUCAUGUCUCUACUCAGUUUCGUCCGUUCUCUGCUGAAAUCAGAAAGACCUUCUCUGGAGCUAUAGGAUGAUGAGCUCAACAAGAGGAUGGACGAAUGGUGGACCUUCGCCAGGCCGCCAACCAUCCCCUACUUCUGAGACACCACUACACUGACGACACCCUAUAUACACUGCAUGGUGGGGGCCAUCCUAAAAGGAGUCCAGUCACAGAUGCUCAUCCUAACCUGCAUGGUGUGGGAGCCUCUUCCUCAGAGGGUGAGUGUACACUGCACGUUGAGUUUGUACGACAAUUAGACAAUUUGUCGCACAUUUUUUUGCUCAGCUAUUAAAAUAAGAAAAUAUACACCAACGAAAUUACUCGCUAUGCAGCAACUCUUAACAAAACAAUUUUGUUCGUGUACAGUAUACUAUACAAGAAGAACAAGUUAGGCACUAUGCAAAGUAAUAUUUCACAUUUUCUUAGUGUAUGAUUUCCUCCCACCACCAUCAGUUUGUUCCCAGGAAUGACAGCAGUUAGGCACGAUGAUCGAGGUGUCGACAUUAGGCUGACAACAGUCCAUGAUGUCAUGUUGUACUGAUAUAAUAUUAUGUCCUUAUGUCUAUUAAUGGAGUAAUCCCUCCCACCCACUGCCAGCAAAUGGCCAUUGACAGUAACAAGAGAGGACCAGCUAACUGGCAAGGUGGAAAUCUUCUCCCAUAUAGCUGAGCUUGGCUUGGGACUGAGUUAGUUGUCUUAAUGAUAAUGAAUGCUUCUCUUGAUCAUCAUCAGCUCAUUGGUGUAUGUACACAUAGUCUCCACAGAUCGUUGUUGAUGGUUGAUUGGUACAGGUAUGGAGCUAACAAUAUACCAUUGCAUGACAAUAUUAACAGUGUUUAAUAUUUCGACAGUAGUUAAAAUGUUUGAAUCACGUGAUCCCUCAGCCACUACUAGUGUGUUGUUAGUGUACACAGCUCCAGAUGUCAAUCGUCCAGUUGGCAUGGGAGGGAAGUGUUUAACCCAUUUGUUGCUAUUGUAGCUGUAUAGAGUUUAUUACUAUAGCGCUGUGUGUCUGACCGUCCCCCCACAGUUGUGAGCAUUUCAUCAAUGCAGACAAUAGCGAAGUACGUGUUAGGGCAAGGUGGUAACUCAUGCCAGUGAUUUUUGCUUAACUCAAGAACAGUUUUACUUGCACCUGACUUGAAGUAUGCCUUGUCUCCAAUCACGGCUGAUGAUCCAUACCUCAUAUUAUCAGGUGCAUCAGGUAGUGACUCUAUUGUAAUAGGUUUCAUUGAUGUAGCUGGUCUUCUAUUUUGUAGUGCAACUUGCAAUAAAUGAAUUGGUGCAUUCGAAUCGAUGAAUCGUGAAUUUCCUCGUUUUGCUUGCCAAUGUUUGUCUCAGUUGAGUCACUUCUCUGUCUCGUUGAUCGAUAGUUUGUCGGAGGGCAGCAGUGUUCUCCUCACUUAAUUGCAACUCUUGGUUGAGUCUCCUCAGCUGUCUCUACCUGGCUUCAGCCUCGUGUUGAAGGGUUUGGUUUUCUCGUGUUGCUUGGCCUAGUCUUGCAGUUAGUUGACCAAUUUCAAUGUAAUUUGUAUGUAACUGCUCAUUGUUUUGUUUUAUUGUCUCUCUAUUUGUUUGUGCUUGUGUGUCUUUCUCCGUAAUUUGCUCAUUCUUUUCUGUUAUAAUGUGUUGAUUUGCUUGCAUGUAGUUGUUCAUCUUUCUCUCUGAGCAUCUGGUGCAGGUCUUGUUGAGAGCUUUCUUGGUACUGUGGUGUCCUCUUGAGAGCAUCUAUAGUGUUUGGCAAAGCUGUUGGGAAGAUGGUCAUUCAACAUCUCUGUCUUUGAGGCAAUGACGAGCAAUCAAAAGGAGAGGGUUGGUUGGCUCAAUCAGGCUGAUGUGGGCUUGUCUUCUGUCUAUCUCAGGUACUGGAACAUACGCUUGAAUUGCUUGGUUCGGAAAUCGCAUCUCAAAUACUUCUCUUGUUUCAAAUCGAUCUGUUGGCUUUAGAAACUGUCGAGUUGUGGUCUGAACUAGAAGCACACCAAAUGAGAAAUUGUCUAGUUUCUCUGUGUACACUGGUAGUUCAUUUAGUGCCUCGGGACACAUGGAAUAUCAAAUGUUGUUUAAGUGGAUUCGCAGAGAGUAAAAAAAACUAUAGUGAAUACACAAGUAUAUAAACAUCUAUAAUUAUAUACAUGAUCGAAAUCGGUAAGGUUGUAUACGCGUCGUCGUAUGGAUGCAUGACAUUGUUGAAUUCUAGAUGCUUUUGUUUUGUUGAGAGGGGUAGGAUCUGGUUGACUUGCAUUUGUUCUUACAAGCUUUUUGCUUCACAUCCUAAAAAGACAAUCACUUUAAAAAACAUGCAACAGAACUGCAUUCAAGAAUUUUGUGGUACAGACGGCCCUCACAUGGUUAUAUGCACCGAUUGAAAAAGAACAACCCCGUCUAGCUCUACAACCGAAGUGAAUAUUUCGCACGUAAAGCCAAUGGAAAAAUGCUGAUGUCGUCCUGUCAAGAGCAGAUUCUGCAUCAAACUACUUUUCUAAGUUCCCUUUCACGCUGAAAAAGAAAGGAGGUAUGUAAGAGACUUGGAACAUUGUGUGUCUAUCGUUUGUUUGUUAAUUAAGUAAAUUUGUGACGUCAUGCCAGUCUAUAAGCAUGGUUAGUUUUUUGGUGUGCCACGUGGAGCUUGAAAGAGAACUGAAAUAAUUAAGAACUGUUGUGUGUCUAUGUCUUUGCGUGUUGGCCGGCUCUGUUGACUGUCUCUAUAGUUAAAAAGUCAAGCUACCAGUGACUAGCUAGUCCUACAUAGAUUGUUCUAUCCGCUCGGUGACAUCCACAUGAUGUCGUAUUAGCAUGCUGAUAGGCCGGGCACGCCCAGUAAAGAGUGGGCAUUGAGUGAGUACGUGGGACAACUCCACACUGUUACCAGACCCUUCUUCUAGUGAAUAGGCGUGGCUUGCAAGACUAAAUUAUUGUGUUUUUCAGCAAACAAAAUUAAUGUUUAUUUGCUCUUUUCUCGUAUACAGUUCACAAUUUUUACUACUAUGCUCCCCCCACCCCCACCCCCACACCUUGCACACCCCACAAAGAGUGGACGAGUCGAGUUCCUAUUACCAGAAGCAAGUGAGACAGGCCAAGCAGAUAAUGACACCCUUUACACUGCAGAGGCUCCAGUCACAAGUACCGAGUCAGCUCUCAACCAAAGUAUCCAGUACGAAGUAUUGUCAGCUGACGGAGACUCAGUGGAGGGGCGUGAUGAAGAGGUCAUUCAGGGUCAAUAAGGGCCGACAUGGUGUUAGGAGACCGUGGAUGCUGAUGAGCUCAACAAUUCAAGAGGAUGGACGUGAUGUGAUGGUAGACCUUCACAAGGCCACCAACCACCCCCUACUCCUGAGACACUACUACACUGACGACACCCUACACUGCAUGGAUGAUUGUGUGGUGUUCAGUCAUUCACAACGAUGCUCGACAUUUUUUUGCUGUGUUUCUAUGGUAAUACAGCUACACCAACCUACACCCGUCAUGAGUUUAUUCUCAGCUCCGAGGAAAAGCUCUUGAUAACAAUUACACUAAGUCAGUAGCCAAUGUCUUAUGCUCAAUAUGAAUGCAUGCAUGUGCUGUGUACAAUGGCUAUUUGUGCUAUUACACUGUAACGCAGGUAUUUUAUGGUUGCCCUAUUAGGGUAUCAUACAGGAUUUUGAAAUAAGAACAAGUAACCAGAACAUUUUGGUGAAAAAAGGUCAACUGUUAUUUCAAUACCCUGUUAUACAGUAUGUAAAAUUUCCAGCUAUGGACACUCAGUCAUAUACAACUAGUACCUGAAUGCAAAAAGGGGGGGAGGGGAAUUGGAGCUAGCUAGGGGGGAUAUCCCCUUCCCCCCUGUAUGACACCCUGUCUAUAAUGUUAUCCUCAGUGACCAAGCAGCACAAAUUAUAGGCUUAUAGGCUAGUAAUAUAUUCUGUAUUGGACGUUUAGAUCUACAUAAACAUUAUAGCCAUUGAUUCUCAACUCAACCUCCUAUUAGUAUUAGCAAGAGUGCAUAAGAAGAGAAGAGUGUCGAACUACUGAUACUUCUACACAAACACUGUGCACAAAGUAACAUGACUCGCACGUGAUAAAGUAUUGUAAAUUUACUAGUAAUCUCCUAGUAAAUGUUAACCGUGACGUUUUUAGGGGUGUGGUAAUCGAACAAUUCUAGCUAGUUGUUCCCGUUCAACGUUCAGAGCUUGUGGAGCUGCUCACUGCACACUGAUAGGAGACGAUCUCUUCACAAAAAUCAUCUAAAUAGAGACAAUAGUCGAGUUGAUCCUCUUCACUUGCACUGUUUACUCACUAUUAACAACUUUUGUGCGUUGCGUAAUUAUGCGCAAACGUCAUCAAUUGCGAGUUGCUCACGUGCAAUUGACAGGAUGUCACGUUACUUUGUGCACAGUGUUUGUGUAGAAGUAUCAGUAGUUCGACACUCUUCUCUUCUUAUGCACUCUUGGUAUUAGGCUUCUGCGUACACAAAGGUGCGUUUGUAGACGCUCUGGCCCUGAGGUAUGGAUAGCGUCCGCCAAACACUGCUACAAACUGUGUCUGUGGUGCAAACUUGUAGAAGUAUCAGUAGUUUGAGACUAGCUCCCAGGACUACUCUAAACAUCAUUGCUAUGCUAGACUAAAUAGGUCUAUGGAUGCAGAAGGUAGGGCUAGGGAUUCGUGUAUGUUCUGAUCUAAACUGAAGAAUGAUGAGAAUCACGAAAAUGGUAGCGGAUAUCUCUAGGUACUAGGUAUUGAAUGAAAGGUUUUUGAUAUAGAUCUAGAUCUAGGAUGAUAUUCUACUCUGCUUUUUAACAACACAUGCUCAGCAGUGCUGGAAACUGGAACAGGACGGAUCAGAGAAUGAAAGACAGAUGUUCUGUAACAAGACACUCUCUUUAAAACUGUCAGAACUAUAGCUUUAAUAUAUGUGACUCCAUGCAUUUAAUGAUAUGCACUAGUCUUGUAUGUGGAUGGUUAAUAUUAUGACUUGUUCUUUCACAUGGUACCGACUCCUGGUACCAAUACACCUACCACAACUCGGCUUCCAUUUCGAGGGCGGCCUGAAAACGAGGUUUAAAUGUUCCUGUCAUUCGCCUAAAAAGAACUAUCCAUAUUAGAGCAUAACCAAUCAGAUUGUAGUAUUUGUGAUUAUUUAAAAUAGAACCACCCGAUAUAAAACCAGCUACACCCAGCCUGAUUUCCAGUUUUAAAUACGAAAGGAGGCAAUAGCAAGUAUUUAUUGAGGUAAUAAUCAAGCUUCACCGUCUCAUGAUGCUGUCAGUAUUUUCUUUCAAAUUUUUACUAGGAGUGAUCUCAUUUUUGGAAAGGGGAUAGCCUCGAUUCCAGGCCGCUCUCAAUUGAGAAAGACGGCCUGGUAUACACUGUCUGCGCAUGCGUUAAUUGCCCCCAAGAAUCUUGGGGGUCGAGAUGUCUUAGUAAAUUAGUCAGUAUACUGUAUAUUUACAAUGAUGUCAUUGCACAAAUCAUAGCAGUUUUAAUAAGAUACUUGCAACAUUUAUGGCCUAGACUAUAGUAGACUAUAGUGACUAGUUUUGUUGUGAUUGCUUCUACUUCUCUUCUGGGAUCAUGACGGAUACACGGCUCCAUGUAGUAUACACUACUGUGGACUAGACUCAUCUACUUGUAAGAAGGUAAAAGGUAUAUAAAAAGGAGGAACUUUGGAGGGCCUCAGUCUGAUUAUUACAAUUCCUGCUUCUAUACAACUACAGGUAGUACUGUACUGUAGGUGGCUGCAAAAAUUACCAGUAUGAACUCGCUGGACAGAAGGGUUAUGGCUGCCAUGCAGUGAUGCAUCAAACAAACCUCAAUAAAAACACUCGCGGCCAAAGAUCAGCAGCCCAAAAGCCUGCCAGAACCUCCAGCGUGGCAGAAAAAAAGUCUUCGUGCAGUUCUCUAUCCAAGGCAGUUUCACUAUCCGAAAUAGGCCGCAAGCCCUGGAAGUGAGAGACGAGGAAGGAAACUAGAACUCUAUUCAUUAUGGGAGAUCUUCGACGAGCUUGAGUUGAAGAACGAGCUUCGAUCAAAAGAGUAUUUGUCCAGAAAAUGAUCGUAUUGCACAACAGUGUUCCGAAAAAUGUUGAAGGAGUGCAAAAUAAACCAAAGAUGGUCAGUGGACGGAAAUGUAGAAAUUACAAGCUUAGGUUGCGUGCCAGAGAUAGUGAACUCGUCAAGACAGCUAGCAGACGUAAUUGUCUGGACGGACGACAAAUCAGAAGUAGCUUUGACUGCAGAAGUACACAAUCUUCCCCCCAAUGUACUUGACUGAGCGGAAGGCAACUCUUGGAACCACAGAUCUUUUGCGGAACCUCCAGCAAGGCAACGAUGUCACAUCAACCACAGCGUUUGCACUACUGAAUACUUUCUGCAAGCAAUGUAUCACCCAAAUUGAUGUCGAAUGGAAAGACCUCCGUUUUGAGACAACCACUACUCGGUUCCGGGAUGUCAAGGAUAGCAUUGCACAAAUAAGGAAAAUGUUGUUCGAGAAGUGCCCUUGAGGUGUAAGUUAUCACUCUGUUGUGAAUACAUGAUUCGGUUGUCUGAACCAGACUUGUUUUUAUUUGACAGCAACCCGUACACUGAGCAACUUCUGUCCACUACGCACGUCAUUGUUCGAUCAGACACUACAGUAUACAAGGUUUUGUAUAGCCCAAAUGAAAAAGACUCCUUGCAACUGUACUGGGAUCAAUUCGAAAGGGCGUCAUCUCUUCCGUCACAAUCACACGAUGUACGUUGCCCUUCCAAACAAAAGUGAUGAGGGGUAGUGAAGUACCUGUAUUUGCCAUUUAAUUGUCUGGACAGAACUGAAGCCAAGGGUUGCUUGAAAGAAUUUGUAAAGCUUACGAAAGUUGCUUUGGAUGAAUUACAUGGUUUUGGUUUAUCUCGUAAUGACAUACGAAUGGCGAAUAUAUUAUUCGAUGCUGAUUAUAGACUAAUGCUUGCUUAUUGACUUGGAUAGAGCUGAUUAUGUUAGCAAAGUGUCAUCUUUUUUCUCGACCGAAAUGCCCAGCUGCAUGUACACGCAUGAUGACGAGCACAUAUUCAAGGACGGUAUCGAGACUGAUUUUUACCAGUUGGGGUGGUUAAUAGCAUGGAUUCUAAAACCGAAAAAAAAGGUGAACUACCCUACCACGAAAGAGUUUGGAGUAAGGAACCACAACUUAUCCGUAAGAACAGAUUGAUAUAUAGCCUCACUAUAGUCGUGGAAGGAAAGUAUUUCGAAGAGUAUUUAGUUGAUAUUCCAGAGGACCAAACCUCCAUCGCGGACAUACUGAAGGCUCGAUCAACAAUAACUGAACUAUUGUAGAUAAUAGGAUGUGUCAAAUUUGUGCAGAAAUUAAAAUAAUUAUAUUGUUGUCUUUGUGAUAUCGUCUAUUUUGUUGUCUGUGAUUAUUAG
Molecule: messenger RNA, 8086 nt
Organism: Halichondria panicea
Lineage: Eukaryota; Metazoa; Porifera; Demospongiae; Suberitida; Halichondriidae
Product: SWI/SNF-related matrix-associated actin-dependent regulator of chromatin subfamily A containing DEAD/H box 1A-like
Exons: 9
Coding region: 3649-4209 (186 amino acids)
Source: RefSeq, a predicted model, not a curated record